This is a messenger RNA of Jatropha curcas, 3601 nucleotides long. NCBI's taxonomy places the organism in Eukaryota, Viridiplantae, Streptophyta, Magnoliopsida, Malpighiales, Euphorbiaceae. The record is from RefSeq and is a predicted model, not a curated record.
GCAUUAUGUGCAGGAAGCGACACAAGAGGGUCACCGUGAUAAGUCUAAAGUCGAGAGAUUUGGUAGGUUCAUUGUCUCCUUUUAUAGGAAAUCUUAGCUUUCUUCGACGUAUAAUACUCGGUAACAAUACUUUUCAUGGUCAAAUUCCUCCUGAAAUUGGUCGCCUUUUUAGAUUGAACUUUUAAGUCUGACAAAUAAUUCCUUCGAAGGUCAAAUUCCAUCCAAUUUGUCUCAUUGCACCAAUCUCGUACAUCUAUCUGUUAUAAACAACAAGUUAACAGGAAAAUUUCCUUUAGAACUUGGCUUCUUGUCAAAGCUUGAAUUGAUAGUAAUUUCUGGGAACCAUCUAAGCGGAGAGAUACCCAACUCUAUCGGUAACCUUUCCUCUCUAGAAAUUCUAGCUGCAGCUUAUAAUUUCUUCAAGGGACAAAUUCCAGAGAGUAUAGGGCAGUUGAAGAGCUUAACUGCAUUGGGGCUGGGAGCGAAUGAACUAUCUGUUAGUAAUUGCCUUUAGUAUUUGACCACGUCUUUACAGUUUUUUAUUUUUUGCUUUUUGAAUAAGUCUUUAAGCAUGAUUUACUUGUUGCUUAAUUAUAGGAGAUUAGUUCAGUUUUUUUCCGGAUUAUUAGCAGUAGUUGCUAAGUAGUGAUGUCUCUUUUUCUCUAUAAAUAUUCAGCAGUAAAUAAGAAUGAUGUGCUUCCAAGUCCAAUAUAUUCCAGUUUAUAAAACAUUUUCCAUAUAUCUUCAUAUCAGUUUUUUUACUACACUAUCUGGUGUAGUGCCUCCAUCACUAUAUAAUCUAUCGUCGCUUACCAUUUUCUCUUUGGGUUUUAAUCAAUUGCAUGGAACCCUUCCCCAGAAUUUAGGCCUAUCUUUUCCUAAUCUCCAAGAAAUUGAUGUCCGCUAUAACCAACUUGUUGGACCAAUUCCAUUGUCAUUAACCAAUGUUUCUGAUCUCCAGUCUGUUUUAUUCUCAUCAAACAAUUUUACUGGAAAAAUAUUGAAUACAUUUGGAAAAUUACAGUCUCUUUCAACUUUGGAUUUGCAUGAGAAUAGCCUGGGAGAUGGAGAAGCUGAUGAGAUGAAUUUUCUAGUUUCUCUAACCAACUGCAGCAUGUUGUCGGUUAUGCAAAUAGGUGACAACAGAUUAGGAGGGUCAUUGACUAAUAUUGUUGGGAAUCUUUCAAGAUAUCUGAGAAUUUUUUCUGUUUAUGGAAAUCGUAUAUCUGGAAUUAUUCCUGCAAGUAUAGGUGAUCUAGCUAACUUAACUCUGCUAUAUUUUGAUGAAAAUGAAUUCAGCGGAACAAUACCAAGUUAUAUUGGUAAACUUAAUAAAUUACAAGCAUUGGGGCUUUCUGCCAAUGGACUUUCAGGAAAUAUUCCAUCUUCUUUUGGAAACUUAUCUUGGUUGGGUGAGUUAUAUUCAGAGUAUAACACAUUGCAAGGAAAUAUCCCUCCUAGUUUAGAGAAUUGCAAAAAUUUGUUGUCAUUAGAUCUUUCUAACAAUAACCUUAGUGGUAGCAUACCAGAACAACUUUUUCAAAUCUCCUCUCUAUCAAUUUCACUAAGUAUAGCUCAUAACCAAUUAACUGGUUCCUUGUCUUCAUCUAUUGGUAAUCUGAAAGGCUUAGGGGAAUUGGAUGUUUCUUGGAAUAAGCUGUCCGGAGAAAUUCCUAGUAGUCUUGGAGCAUGCUCAAGUCUUGAAAAAUUACACAUGGAGAAUAACCUCUUCCAUGGAUCCAUUCCUUCAUCGCUUAGUUCUUUGAAGGGUCUUCAGAAUCUUGAUCUUUCUCAUAAUAAUCUUUCAGACCAAAUUCCAAAUUUUUUUGAAAAAAUUCCUUUCAUAUUUUUAAAUUUGUCUUACAACAAUUUUGAGGGCGAGGUUCCAAAGAAGGGAGUUUUCUCGAACGGAAGUCGAGUGUCAGUGGUUGGAAAUAACAGGCUUUGUGGAGGCAUCUCUCAGUUGCACAUGCCUAGGUGCCAGAGGAAGCAGGGGAAUACUCGGUUUCAUCCAUUGUUAGUGAUCAUCAUAGCUUGUGCUCUUCUUCUUGGAGGUAUCAUUCUGUCAUCAUUCCUCUUCUAUUGGUUCAAAAAGAAGAGAAAACAACAAAUUUCUUCUGCUACUUCAUUGAAAGAACCAUUUGCCCAAAUACCAUACGAAAAACUCCUUCAGGCAACCGGUGGCUUCUCUUCUUCUAAUUUGAUUGGUGUUGGUAGUUUUGGUUUUGUGUAUAGAGGAAGCAUUGAUGAUGAAGAUGUUGCAAUCAAAGUGCUUAACCUUGAGCGGCGAGGUGCUUCCAGAAGUUUCAUAGCUGAGUGUAAAGCCUUAAGAGAAAUUCGCCAUAGGAAUCUGGUCAAGAUCGUAACUUGUUGCUCGACCAUUGACUUUAAAGGCAAUGAUUUUAAGGCUCUAGUGUAUGGAUACAUGCCUAAUGGGAGCUUAGAUAAAUGGCUGUAUCCAGACAAAGAAACAUACAAUUGUCAAAAUAAUCUAAGCCUUGUUUGUAGAAUCAACAUUGCCAUUGAUGUGGCUUGUGCACUUGAUUAUCUCCAUCAUGGUUGCCAUCAGCCAAUCGUUCAUUGUGAUCUGAAACCAAGCAAUGUCCUCCUUGAUAGUGACAUGACCGCCCAUGUUGGAGAUUUUGGGCUAGCAAGAAUUCUUCCACAACUUACAAAGCCAAAUGAAAGCAGCUCAUCAAUUGGAAUUAAAGGAACUAUUGGAUAUGCUGCACCAGAAUAUGGUAUAGGAGGAGAAGUUUCAAUACAAGGAGAUAUCUACAGUUAUGGGAUUUUAUUAUUAGAAAUGAUAACAGGAAAGAAACCAACUGAUAAUAUGUUUGAGGCCAGUCUUAACCUUCACAACUAUGCUAAAAACUCUCUUCCUGACCAUGUUAUUGAUAUUGUUGAUCCAAUGCUUCUUAGAGAUGACAAUGACAAUCAAGUUACAACCAUGAGACAAUCCGUAAAUGAUACCAAACUAGAAGAGUGUCUGAUUUCUAUGGUUAAAACUGGAGUUCAAUGUUCCAUCAAGUCACCAAGAGAUCGAAUGGACAUGAGUAAGGUUAUUGAGGAGCUGUUCAAGGUUAGGGAUGUUCUUCAAAGAAACUACAACUAAGUCCCAACAGCAGCUAUAAAGACAAUGCCAUUGCAUCAUGCAUCAUCAGGUUACUGCUUUACCUUGGAGGAAGAGAGUACACAAGAACAGGAUCGUGACGAGUUGAUUGAAAAAACAAAUGAUAGCUUUUCAAUGAUUGUAAAUAUGAGAUUGGAAAAAAAAAAUGUUGCAUUCUGUUUCAACAACAGAGAAGUUUUUAUCUUAUCUCUUUUUUAAAAAAGAUUUGAAAAAUGUAAAAUAAUGUGUAAUUGUACCUAGAAAGCAAAUCCAAACAUUAUGAACUUAUUGAGAUGUUGCAAUUGCACCUCUAAGAAAAAUUAAAAUUGAUUUUUAUGGUGCAAUUGCAAUAGAUCUAUAUAAGUUAAGGGUGCUUCAGAUGUUUAGGAUAUAUGCAUGUGUGUGUUGAAAUAAUUAAAAGAUAAAAUAAUUGUACACAUAAGUGUUAACUCGGCCGUUGAACCUCCUAACGAAUCAAAAAUUUUCUAA